GUUGGCCGGACAGUGAAUUUGUGUGCCGGAGAUGACCUUUGAGAUUGGACCACGUAUAGUCCACGACACGACUAGAGAAAUGCCCCAAGAUAUUCUGGAUGUGAUAAGAAGUGAGUGAUGGAGAAAAUUGCUAAUUUCAGUGUUGUUACUGACAGUGUGGGUGCCUAAACUACAAAAAAAAAAAAAUCAAGUGAGAUGAUUAAGGGAGUGUAUCGGAUGUUGGUGAACCUGGUGGAUCCCUUUGGGGUCAUCAGGAAUUUCGUAGUGAAGCCUGCCAAUGAUUUUGCCUUUUCCCUCUUCGUCCACUACAAAAAUCGCACAACUGAAGGAGUUCACAAUGUCCGGGAGUUGCUGCUCAAGGCUCUCAUUGUCCUCUUUGCUGCGGCUGUGAUCAUCUGGACAGCCGUCUUUAUGUACAUCACAUUCUAUUACACCUACAUGCCGGCUAUUGCUCACAUGAGACCCGUUCACAUGCAAUUCAAAACAUGUGACUACGUCAAGGGACCAUGUACCUAUCCGUCAGCCCAUGUUUCCCUGACGAAGAAGCAGCAAUUGCUGAUGGUUGGGCAGCCCUACAAAGUCCUGGUGAACAUUGAUAUGCCAGAAACGCCCCAGAAUCAGGAUGUAGGUAUGUUUAUGGUUUGUGCCGAAAUGCGAGAUCAGAGUACAAGUCUCAGAGGUCACUCCUGCCGUUCUGCAAUGCUACGCUACAAAUCACCCCUUCUGAACACCCUAAUAACCUGGAUUAUGUCCCCACUACUAAUCCUUGGUAUCCGUGAGCAAAAGCAAGUCAUACCGGUUGAACUCUUCUCUGACUACCUAGACGAGAAAACCUAUCCCGUAACCGAUAUCUACGUGGAAAUCCAAAACAAAGCCAUACAAUUCUACGAAGUAAACCUCCAGAUAACUGCUCAACUCAGUGGUCUUCGCUUCUUUAUGUUUCAUUGGCCAGUACUGUCUGCUACAGUAGGCAUUAGUACAAAUCUCUUCGUCAUCCUCCUCAUCUGCCUCCUCAGCUGGUACCAUUGGUCUGACACCGCCUGGAUAGACGAAGCCAGGGAAAAGUACCGCACCCUAAAACUCAGUCCCCUAUCCGAAACUUCCAAACAUUCGGAAGUAUCAACAACAAGAGCGGACACCCACAGCUUCAUCGACGACGAAGAUGUCAGUAUACUUGCAGAUGUGAGGGAAUUUGGAGAUGAAUCAGAGAGCCCGAGUGAGGGAAAGUAGAAUAUACUCUGCUACUAGCUCAGUAGCAUUUUUCCAAAGCAUUCCAAAAAUGAGAAUUAUUUAUGUGUUCUUUUCGUGCUUUUUAUGUGAAUUAAAGACACGUUUUUGGUAAUUUUAAAA
Messenger RNA from Phlebotomus papatasi, 1350 nucleotides. RefSeq names its product seipin (gene Seipin). Gene Ontology annotation, biological process: lipid storage; lipid droplet organization. Gene Ontology annotation, cellular component: endoplasmic reticulum membrane. Bases 196 to 1230 code for a protein of 344 amino acids. The transcript is spliced from 2 exons. NCBI's taxonomy places the organism in Eukaryota, Metazoa, Arthropoda, Insecta, Diptera, Psychodidae. The record is from RefSeq and is a predicted model, not a curated record.